AUGUUAGCUAAUUGGCUCAGGAGCACAAGGAGUUGUCAUAUUAUUCGCUUGCUUAAUGCUUUUACUCCACAAAAUUCGUUGGAAGAGUUUGACGAUUUAUAUUUGGUUAUGGAACUUAUGAAUGCUAGUCUUUGUCAAAUGCUCUGUGGAGUAAAUUAUAUGCAUAAAGCGUCAAUUGUUCAUAGAGAUUUAAAACCUAGUAAUAUUGUGGUCAAUUAUCAAUGCCGAUUAAAGAUUCUUGAUUUUGGACUUGCGCGUAAUGUCGAGGAUGAAAAUAUUGUUGUUACGCGUUAUUAUAGAGCACCAGAAGUUAUUUUAGUUGAUGUAUGGGCUAUUGGAUGUAUUUUUGCUGAAUUGUUAACUAGAAAACCAGAAGUUCGAAAUUAUAUUGGGAAACUUCCGUAUGUUGCAACUCGUGAUUGGAAAGAAAUAUUUCCUGAUAGUCUAUUCCCAAAAAAUAUUAACGACCGAUUAAAUGCUGAAAAUGCUCGGGAUUUAAUAUCUAGGAUGCUUGUAUUAAAUCCUUUUCAGAGAAUCACUGUAUCCGAUGCUUUGAAGUUUCCUUACGUCAGUCUGGUUUUUGAUGGUCCGCCACCACCUCCAUAUAUCGAUCCUGACCAUUCACCGGAUCUUUCUUUGGAACAAUGGAGAGAGUUGCUUUUCAAGCAGAUCAAAGAUUAUGAGAAUACUCAUGACAUUUUUGGCAUUCAAAGCAAUCCAGUGCCCAAUGAAAUGAGUGAAGAUGAAAAUUCAUGA
Messenger RNA from Meloidogyne enterolobii, 756 nucleotides. NCBI's taxonomy places the organism in Eukaryota, Metazoa, Nematoda, Chromadorea, Rhabditida, Meloidogynidae. The record is from the annotation of a GenBank genome assembly.